Molecule: messenger RNA, 3375 nt
Organism: Maniola jurtina (meadow brown)
Lineage: Eukaryota; Metazoa; Arthropoda; Insecta; Lepidoptera; Nymphalidae
Gene: IntS3
Product: integrator complex subunit 3 homolog
Exons: 5
Coding region: 168-3164 (998 amino acids)
Cellular component (GO): cytoplasm
Source: RefSeq, a predicted model, not a curated record
GCCAGUCAUUUACUUGCACUUACUUGCACAUACGCACACAUUUAAAAAUUCACAAAUCACAAUAUGUAAUCUGUGUAUUGCUUAUGUAUAUUUUUCGCUCGGUAGCCAUGCAGGCAAACUCCGCCGUAUUUUUAUUAUAAUUUAAUUAGUUUACAAAUGUACUAAAUAUGGAACAGGCUAAGCCUAAAUCGCCUAGACUUUUUGUGUGUACCGCUAUAGAAAACAAGGAUGAAAUAGAAGAGAGAUAUGAAAGGGCUUAUAACUUUUUUCAAUCACUUGUGGCGGACUGCAGCGAAAAGGAAGCUCAUGAUGCAUUAAAUAAUGCUGUGUGCAAAAAUCAUGAAGAUGUGUCACUUGGGAUGCUCAUGUCCAUUCUUACAGAGCCUCACAUUGCUACUAAAUGCUAUAGAGACCUGACGCUCAUUACGAGAGAUGGAUUAACAUCGGUCCUUAACAAUCUAUCUAAUUUGAUUCUGGAAAGGUAUUUAAAGUUUCAAGACACAACACGUAACCAACUUUUAUGGCUUGUUAAGGAAAUGAUAAAAAACGCAGUUACUGGCGUUGAUAGCAUAUGUUGGAACUUAAUGCGAUAUGCAUCUGGAGGAGAUAUCACACCAAAAAAUAUUUUUCUUGUAGAAGCUCUUUUGGACAUAUACAUUGACAAUCGAACAUGGCUUGACAAAUUCCCUGUUCUUGUAUGUAUGGUAGUGUACACAUACUUGAGAUUGAUUGAAGACCAUAAUAUACCGCAGCUGAUGGCAUUAAGACAGAAGGAAGUUAACUUUGUCAUAGCACUGAUAAGAGAGCAUUUCAAUGAAGUGUUAACCCUCGGCAGAGACUUAGUGCGGCUGCUGCAAAAUGUGGCUCGCAUUCCUGAGUUUAACCAACUAUGGCAGGACAUUCUAAUCAACCCAAAAUCACUAUCCCCAACUUUUAACAAUGUAAUGCAACUUCUACAAACUAGAACCUCCAGGCGUUACCUGCAAUCCAGAUUAACUCCUGAUAUGGAAAGAAAAUUGGUAUUUCUUACAUCUCAAGUAAGGUUCGGACAUCAUAAGAAGUAUCAAGAAUGGUUUCAAAGACAGUACCUUGCCACACCUGAAUCACAAUCACUUCGAAGUGACAUGAUCAGGUUCAUCGUAGGAGUGAUACAUCCUACUAAUGAACUACUUUGUUCGGACAUCAUUCCCAGAUGGGCUGUUAUUGGCUGGCUAUUAACAACUUGUACUUCAAAUGUUGCAGCAUCAAAUGCUAAGCUAGCUCUAUUUUACGAUUGGCUCUUCUAUGAUCCAGAGAAAGAUAAUAUUAUGAACAUAGAACCAGCCAUUCUUGUGAUGCAUCACUCAAUGAGGUCACAUCCAGCCGUAACCGCUACAUUAUUGGACUUUCUCUGUCGUAUUAUUCCAAACUUUUAUCCGCCAUUUGCUGACAGAGUCAAACAAGGUAUAUUUAAUUCUCUACAGCAGAUCAUUGAAAAAAGGGUGCUGCCCAACUUACAGCCUCUGUUUGACUCUCCAAAGUUGGAUAGAGAAUUGCGCACGACUGUUAGAGAGACUUUCAAAGAGUUUUGCAGCAACGGGAAUGGAGAAGGCGUCUCCGGGAACCGCGACGAGGGCAGUGACGAUUUACCUCGAGGAGGGCCCGACGAGCCGGCCUUCUCGGACGACGAAGACGAUCCGCCUCCCAUCAUCGCCGAGGACACGGACGACGAUGACCUGCCGCUGUCCGAGGUGCGCGCGAGGGAGCGGCCCGAGUUGGCAGCGGCUCUGCCGUUGCUGCUGCGUCCGUUCGCCGAGACCCUGUUGGACGAGCGCUCGGCGGCAGCGGCGACGGCGCUGCUGGACGCGUGCGGCAGCCCGAUGCCGACGCCGGCGGCGCUCGCCGAUUUGUUCGUCGCAGUGCUGCAAGAAGCUCCACCGUUGAAGAUGAGUCGCAACCCGACACCGGCGGACCUCGAGUCUAUAUUGAACUCGCCAGUCUUUUCCAUGUUCCACUACCUCGUCCCCGGCAAUAGCACCGAGGGGAGACGGAAACUACUCCUGGAAACUUUAAAAGAAAUUCAUUCCCAGGCUACGGUUCCAUGCGUGGGAUACUGCCUGCUGUUCUAUUUGAAGGUUUGCUACGAAAGGGAGAAACGCGCCGAACGAGAUCCCGUCAAAAAGCGAAAUGUGAAAUUCAAAGCGGACGUGUACAGGGAGUAUUGCGGGUACGUGGAGUUGAAACUGGCGGAGAGCAUAGCGGACGACUUCGAGAAGUGCCAGGAGUCGGACGCGAACGUGCUCGUGUGGCUGAUCCCGGACGUGUACAGAGAGUACAAGGACCAAGUGCAGAACCACAUCCGCCUGCUGCACGUGAUCGUGUCGACGCUGGACGCGGCGCAGCUGCAGCGCCUCGUGUGCCUCACGCUGCAGGGCAGCCUCAUGAUGUUCAAGUCGGACGACAUCACCACCAUGCUGUCCACGAGCCUGGGCUGGGAGACGUUCGAGCAGUACUGCCUGUGGCAGCUGCUGACGGCGGCCGAGAUCUCGGUGGAGGACGUGCUGCAGCUCAUCCCGCGCCUGUCGUACGCGCAGCACGCGGAGGCGCUGACGGCCGUGCUGCUGAUGCUGAAGCAGGAGCGGCCCAGCGCGGACGUGGUGCGCCAGAUGUUCUGCCGCGCGCUGGACGCGGACGAUGCCUUCGUGGUGUCCACGGUGAUGUAUUGGUGCCAGGACUGGGAGGACAAGGUGGCCGACCUGCUGGCGGCGCUGCUCAGCACGCGCUACCCGGGCACCAGCCCCAACAAGAGGAAACGCCCCGGCAAGCACAGCAUCCCGCCCAACGCGCCGCCCAACGCUGAAUUAGUUUUAGGUCACUUAGAGCAAAUAAGAGUAUGCUGUGUUGAACAGGAUGAUAUGUCAAUUUUUAAUAUGGAAUGUAUGCAGAAGGCCUUACAACAAUCACAGUCAAAUAGUAGUGAUAGCAUAAAGAGACAAUAUAGCGAAUUAUUUCUAUUGGCUUGGGAGGAUGAGCUGCCCAUAUCAAGGCGAGCCCGCAAACUGGCGUCCAACUCACUGCCGCUCAAUCCCAGCUUGCAUUCAUCUAAUGAAGAUAGUGAGGAAGAAGAAAUUGUAAAGCCCAAACAAGCGAAACGACGCAAGAAAGCCAUAUCGGAUAGCGAUUGACAUAUCUCAUCGAGAAACCAUGGUAAUUUUAAACACCAAAGUGCAACUCAACAAUACAAUAAAUAUAAAUAUGUGUAAUUCAUACUUAACAAUUGUUUGGUUACCAUUUAUUUUGAGGCGUAAUUUUAAGGCGCGGUUUAUACAGGCGCGGCGAGGUGGUGGCGUGACACAUUCUUCAAAAACUUUGACGUCAUAGUACCCGCGCCACGUC